This is a messenger RNA of Rana temporaria (common frog), 1788 nucleotides long. It is a transcript of the gene STAMBPL1, whose product is annotated as STAM binding protein like 1. The record is from RefSeq and is a predicted model, not a curated record. The transcript is spliced from 11 exons. Gene Ontology annotation, biological process: protein K63-linked deubiquitination. Gene Ontology annotation, molecular function: protein binding; metal-dependent deubiquitinase activity; K63-linked deubiquitinase activity. Gene Ontology annotation, cellular component: membrane; endosome. Lineage: Eukaryota; Metazoa; Chordata; Amphibia; Anura; Ranidae. The coding region runs from base 252 to 1559 and encodes 435 amino acids.
GCGGCGGGUGGCAAUCUGACAUCUGCUGUAAUGGGAGAGCUGUCAUUACAAGGCAGCUUUCCUGUCCUCCUCUAAUAGAACUGCACUGUAUUCUACACUCAAGGACAUCCAAUAGAAGUAGCUGCUUUGGUCUGUACUUGUAUACAUAGGAGACAUCUGGGAUGGAUGAUGUAAAGAGCGUUACCUAUGGCAAUCCGAUGGAAGGAUUGUAAAGCUCUUACUAGCCCCUUCCCAUCAAAUCUGAAGACGGCAUGGAGCGACAGUCCAUCUCCAUUUCAUCUCUGAAAAAGCUUGUAGCGAUGCCGGACCACACAGAUGUAUCUCUAAGCCCUGAGGAGCGAGUUCGGGCCCUCAGCAAGCUAGGCUGUAAUAUCACCAUCAAUGAAGACAUCACACCCAGGCGCUACUUUCGGUCUGGAGUGGAGAUGGAAAGAAUGGCCUCUGUAUACUUGGAUGAAGGAAAUCUUGAAAAUGCCUUUGUUCUCUACAACAAGUUUAUAAUGCUGUUUGUUGAGAAGCUGCCCCAACACCGAGACUACCAACAAUGUGAAAUUCCAGAAAAACAAGAUAUAUUAAAGAAAUUAAAAGAGAUUGCAUUUCCAAGAACAGAUGAUCUUAAGAAAGAGCUUUUGACAAAAUAUAACUUAGAAUACCAAGAACAUAUGCAAGGCAUUAACAAGAGGAAGGCAGAAUGUCUGAAGAAAAUUGAGCAGCAGCAGCUUAUAGAGGCAGAAAAAAAGCGAGUGGCCCAGCUACGACAGCAGCAAAUAGAGACUGAACAAUUCACCUUCUUUGAGGACCAGCUUCGAAAACAAGAUCUGAUGCGAGACCAGCAGAAAAAUACAGAUAAAAUCUCUGAGCAGACCGAUGGUAGUGCAAUGACUUGUUUUCCCUCUUCUAAAACUCACCCAAUGUGCAAUGUUUUUUCUGGAAAAGCUGGAAAGAAGGACGCAGCCACAUAUGCGGGUCAAUCACCUCCUAUAAACAGAGCUUUAAGGCCAGCAGCCACUCUAAGUGCUGUUCAGAAUGAAAUUGUGGAAGGCCUCCGAAUGGUUGUUCUACCCAAAGAUCUUUCUCAGAAAUUUUUGCAGUUGGCGGAUGCAAAUACCACCCGAGGAAUUGAGACAUGUGGGAUUCUUUGUGGCAAGCUGACACACGAUGAGUUCAUCAUUACACACAUAAUUGUACCAAAGCAGUCUGCAGGUCCAGACUAUUGUGACAUGGAGAAUGUGGAAGAAUUAUUUAAUGUACAGGAUCAGCACAAUCUACUUACAUUGGGUUGGAUUCAUACGCAUCCAACCCAAACGGCUUUCCUGUCCAGUGUUGAUCUUCACACUCACUGCUCCUACCAGCUCAUGCUACCUGAAGCCAUUGCUAUUGUUUGUUCACCAAAGCACAACGACACUGGGAUAUUUCGACUUACUAAUGCUGGCAUGCUGGAAGUGUCUGCCUGUAAGAAGAAAGGUUUUCACCCUCACAGCAAAGAGCCCAAACCAUUUAAUGUGUGCAGACACGUGAUUGUAAAAGAUGUGAAAAUUACAGUUCUGGAUCUGAGGUGAUAGUUCCUGACAUCUUUUGUGCUAGCAGUUCUCAACUGGAACAAGCGGACUGUUUUUCUAAUUUAUCAUUUUUAAAUGUGAUGAUUUCAUAUUUAUUGCUCCUGCCCAUUUUGGAUUCUUGUUUAUUUUCAAUUAGAGUGGCCUGCGUGGUCAUAGAAGUGAAACAUGUACCAUCUAUGUUCAUAUGUAGAUCACAAGAGGCCUCUAAUUAAAAGUAUGCUUCUAUGAA